CACUGUGCAAGCGUGGGGUACUUGAUAUUUUCUUUGGAUAUUCACCAAGAAUAGAUUGAUAGACGCUUCCUGAACAACAACCCUACCUCUUCCAUUCGAAGUAUCCUCCUCCUCCUCCGCGCAUACCCACCACAGCAACCAUGCCCCGCACCGCCACCAUCUCGCGCGACACCAACGAAACCAAGGUGCAAAUCUCGCUGAACCUCGACGGCGGCGCCCUCGAUCCCUUCCCGCAAUCCGACUUCUGGGACAAGAUUGACAAGGCGAAGGGAGAUGCGGAGGAGAAGGAACAUGCGGCGCAAAGCAGCAAAAGCCAAAUCAUUGCCAUUGACACGGGGAUUGGGUUUCUGGACCACAUGAUCCAUGCGCUGGCGAAGCAUGCGGGGUGGAGUUUGAGGGUGAGGUGUAAGGGGGACUUGCACAUCGACGACCAUCACACCGCCGAAGACGUCUUCCUCGCCCUCGGCACCGCCUUCAAGUCCUCCCUCUCCACCUCGACCGGCCUCGCCCGCUUCGGCAGCGCCUACUGCCCCCUCGACGAGGCUCUCUCGCGCGCAGUCAUCGACCUCUCCAAUCGCCCGUAUUUCGUCUCGAAUCUGAAUACCUGCUUCCAGAGGGAGAAGGUGGGCGACCUGAGCACGGAAAUGAUUCCCCAUUGCCUGCAGAGUUUUGCUUUCAAUGCGGGCGUCACGCUGCAUGUGGAUGUGCUGAAGGGCGAGAAUGAUCAUCACAGGGCUGAGAGUGCGUUUAAGGCCCUGGCCGUAGCGAUACGGAUGGCGACGACGGUGGUGAAGGCGUGGGAGGGGGAGGUGAGGAGUACGAAGGGGGUACUGUAUUAGGAGAACUUGCAGUAGGGACCAGUAGUCUAGGAUCGAAAACAGGCGUGGGGACGCACGCGACUUGGGAUAGACUUGACGGAUGGGGCGGAAUGUUUGAUGAAUCUUGACGACAGCGAGAUAUCGCCCUGCAGAACAUAUGAAAGAUUGCUUAUGUUCGUGUAUCUUCUUCUCUGGUUAUACCUAUGUACAC
Molecule: messenger RNA, 1029 nt
Organism: Westerdykella ornata
Lineage: Eukaryota; Fungi; Ascomycota; Dothideomycetes; Pleosporales; Sporormiaceae
Product: IGPD-domain-containing protein
Exons: 2
Coding region: 141-839 (232 amino acids)
Biological process (GO): L-histidine biosynthetic process
Molecular function (GO): imidazoleglycerol-phosphate dehydratase activity
Source: RefSeq, a predicted model, not a curated record